AUGGCGGCGACGUUGACGUACGACUCAGCCAGUCAAUGCGGCGUCUCCGUGUACAUGGUUAUAGAAGUCUUAGUAAGCAUAGUAAACUAUUUAAACGGAGUUAAUCAGAAUUAAAACACUGCAGUGAAUAUUUAUUGUCAGAUUAAUGUCCCUGAGAAACGAAGGGAAGGUAAAAGGGAACCAUUAAAGUAGAAUGAGCCGGACUACUUUCCCUGUUUUUACAAGCUGUGCCAUAGUAAAGGUGACACAGGAACACACACCAGCUCCGAUUGGGACCUUGUGAAUAAAGACUGUGUGAAGAAGGUCUGUCCACAAUGUCGGCCAACGAUAAGACAUUAGAAGAUAUCAGAGCGACAGUCCUAUCAUGUCACAAGGACUCCACCUUACAAGAUAAGUUAAAGGUAUACGACUCCUGGGCAGAGAACUAUGACCAGGACCUGGUGUUUCUUGACUACACUGCACCUUGUGUGGCAGCAAACAGGAUCUCAUCCCACUUCAGUGGUGAUCGUGAAGCCGCUGUUGUGUUGGAUGUGGCCUGUGGUACGGGACUGAUGGUCAGACAGUUGAAGAGCCAUGGGUUUGGACAUUUUGUGGGUGUUGAUGGAAGCAAAGGGAUGAUGGAUGUGGCCAGAAAGACUGAGCUGUACCAGGAGCUGAAGCAGUGCAUGCUUGGAGAGGAGCCGCUACCUGUGCAGUGGGCAGGUUCAUUCGAUGUCACUGUGAUCGUUGGAGCGCUAAGUGUCGGUCAGGUCCCGGUCAGUGUUGUCAGAGAUUUGUGCAAAUCCACAAAGCCAGGGGGCUUCGUCUGCAUGACCACCAGAGGUAACCAGGACAAUCUGGACUUUAAAGCAGAUCUGGAGCGAGAGCUGAAGCAGAUGGAGGGAGAGGGGCUGUGGUGUUGUGUUGAGAUCACUGAGGUAGAGAAGUGGGAGAAGGCGGUGUCAGAGACGGAGGAGGGGUACAUACCUGGUGCUGUUUAUCUUUAUAAGAAACUAUAGGUUAAGAAAACUGAAGGAAAAUGUGCAUUAGAUGUGACCUCACAUCUAAAAAGUGUUAUUCAAGAAGACACAACAUAUCCUUAUUACUCCCUGUACAUGUCCAAAAGAGAGUGAGGGUAACGUCCAUGCUGCCUAAGAAGUUUUUAUAUAGUGAGUUGUAUUUUCAGAUGAAUCGAUUUGCCUACUUUGUAUUGCUGUUAUAUUUUUUGUACGACUUUGACCAAAGUUAUUUUCGUUUGCAGUUCUUUUGAUAUGUCGGACUUGAAUCUGACUGGCAUUCCAGAUUAAUCACAUCAAAUCUUCAACCUUUUUACCUUUAAACCUUCAAAAACAGCCGUGCUACCUGUUAAAGAAUUAAGCAGUGAAACCAGAAUCAAAGGACCUUUUUAUAUUGUGAGUUGAAAGUAGCACGCUGAAGUCAAACCUUUCUUGUGAACCCUGUAAAAGCAGGAUAAAGGGGUGUGUGAUAGCUUUAUGGUGCAAGCAUGUAAAGCAUGCCAUGUUAACACACAGAACAAGCUUCAAAUACACACACAAACACUCAGAUGUACAAAACACUAAGCAGCAACCUCCGGCCAUGAGAAUUGAAGCCAAUGCGGAAAUGUUACUGUCUUGUCUUAACAGCCCGUGAUGUGCAGGUGCAGAAUGAACUUCGUGACACUGGCUUGCUCGUAUCAUAAUAUGUUUAAUUACAACAAACAGCAUCAGUAUCAGUAACAGUAACAAGCAUCGCGACUGCUUGGAGGACGUCUGGGCCAGAUAAAGUCACCUCUCCUCUGUCUCCAAAGGCUGUCUUAUAAAGGGUGUAGGUGUCGUCACAACACACACAUAUAUAGACAUCUACCAGUACAACAAUGUUAUUUUGGACUCCAACUCUGAAGACCUUAAAAUGACAACAGUAAAGUGACCAUUGGUCAAAGAUGCCAACUGUCACAGUCGAUUACAUUUAUGGCGAGAUGCUUUUUUUCUUAUAAAUUCCUGAAGCCUCCUGGAGCCAUUCUACAAAUUCUUGAAACCUCCUGAAGUUAUUUUAAACAACACAGACUAACAACAUAUACUUAAUCUUAUGUGGUUAAAUAUCAGAUACUUCAUUACAAACUGCAGUUCCUCGAGUGUCCACUUGGGGCUGGCUGCAGAAGCACCAGAAACCAAAAACAUGAUCUUUGCUGCAGAAAUAAACAUGUUUACAGCCUGGUACAAAAAAAACAGGUUUGGUCCAAAAAGGUAAUUUCUCUAUCCGCACACACUGUCCUGGGGGAAAUCUUGUAUAACCCAGUUGUUUAGAAGGUAUCCAGAUUGCAAGUUUUGCAUAAUUAGAGGCACAGCUGACUCGACUGACAGGCAGGAACACUGCAGCUGUUAGCAAAGAGGCUAAAGGGCCCACCUCUUUACGUCCUCCUAGAUCAACCGAAGGUUUCAAACAUAGACUGUAUAAAAUAUGGACGUAGUAUCCGUGACGUCAACCAUCUGUUCCUGAGAGCUGUUUUGAAGCCGAUCGACGGCGG
Notolabrus celidotus (New Zealand spotty) is the source of this 2503-nucleotide messenger RNA. It is a transcript of the gene mettl27, whose product is annotated as methyltransferase like 27. The transcript has 7 exons. Lineage: Eukaryota; Metazoa; Chordata; Actinopteri; Labriformes; Labridae. The record is from RefSeq and is a predicted model, not a curated record. The coding region runs from base 315 to 998 and encodes 227 amino acids.